CUUUACACAUCCCUCUUUCCUCCAGACAUAUGUUCUUCCUGCACAUAAAGGAGGAGCUGGACAGUGGCAGCCUGCAGAUGGAGGCUGAGCAGGCCAAGGAGCUGUGUGCCCUCCUAGCCCAGGCUGAGUACGGAGACUACAACCAGAACACAGCCAAGUACUGCUCCAGCCAGAUCUUCAGACAGGAGCCUGACCUGGCAACCAUCAACAGCAUCCAGGAGAAGCACCGUGACCUAGAGGGUCUGAGCCAGGCGUCAGCAGAGUACCAGGCCCUCCAGCUGGUGUCCUCCCUGGAGAACUACGGAGUGGAGUGGCACUGGGCCAGGGACUCGGAGGGACAGAGGCUGGCUAUAGGGGUCGGCCCUGAAGGGGUAUCUAUCUGUCAGGAGGACUUCACCCCCACCAACAGGAUCAUUUAUCCCAUCAUCCAGAUGGCCACCCAGUCAGGGAAGAAUGUGUGCAUGACCAUCACUAAGGACAGUGGUGAGGAUGUGGCCCUGCUGUUUAAGAUGACAAGCACCAGAGCUGCCAGCGGCCUGUACCGGGCCAUCACAGAGACCCACGCCUUCUACAGGUGUGACACGGUGACGAACGACGUGAUGAUGCAGUACAGCCGUGACUUCAAGGGUCACCUGGCGUCUCUCUUCCUCAACGAUAACAUCGACCUGGGCAAGAAGUAUGUCUUCGACAUCCGGCGCACCUCCAAGGAGGUCUACGACCACUGCCGCAGGGCGCUCUACAACGCCGGCAUGGCAGGGGACUGUGUGUCCGGCAGGCAGAGCCCGUCGCGGUCCCCUGGGGUGGGGGAAGGAGGCUGUGAGGGGUGCCAGAGGAGCCGGGUGCUGGAGGAGAAGCUGCAGCAGCUCCAGGAUGCUCUGCUGUGUAUGCUGUGCUGUGAAGAGGAGAUGGACGCUGCCUUCUGCCCCUGUGGACACAUGGUGUGCUGCCACAACUGUGCCGUCCAGCUAGAG
Molecule: messenger RNA, 971 nt
Organism: Oncorhynchus masou masou (cherry salmon)
Lineage: Eukaryota; Metazoa; Chordata; Actinopteri; Salmoniformes; Salmonidae
Product: E3 ubiquitin-protein ligase MYLIP-A-like
Exons: 4
Biological process (GO): ubiquitin-dependent protein catabolic process
Cellular component (GO): cytoskeleton
Molecular function (GO): ubiquitin-protein transferase activity
Source: RefSeq, a predicted model, not a curated record